AUGGAGUCCUCCAUCCGUUCUGACCUGUCUCCUGGGAGAAGAGCAGAUGUUCUUGGGGAAACAUGUAGAAGACACAGUGAUGGAGUUUACGCCUCCAAUCAGAUACCUGGGUCAUGUGAACGAGUGUUAGAGCAGAAACUUAGCUCUCCAGCGAACAACGCUGCUACUUGCUUUGACUAUUAUGACAGAGGGCCCACAGAGGAGGAUAUUGAGAAGAAUCCAGAGUUGAAGAAGCUACAGAUUUAUGGGGCAGGCCCCAAGAUAAUGGGCUUGGGCCUCGUGGCCAACGAUAAGACUUUAAGGAAGAAAGUUGUGAAGCAUAAUAGUCUGAGAGACAGUGUGAAGGAUAAAGAAGAGACCAUAUACCCUCUCCCUGUUGUGAUGAAAGAGGAACCAAGUGGGAGUGGAAAAAUGAUGUCAACAUUGUCCGAGGAGGACUUGAGUCAAACCGAAUAUGGGACCAGUGGUUGGAACCUGAAUGUGAUGCCAGUGCUGGAUCAGUUUGUUCUCUACCACAUCAAUGCAGACAUCUCAGGCAUGAAGGUUCCCUGGCUAUAUGUGGGCAUGGUUUUCUCAGCAUUUUGUUGGCAUAUUGAGGAUCACUGGAGUUACUCCAUUAACUACUUACACUGGGGUGAGCCAAAGACCUGCUAUGGUGUACCCUCACUGGCAGCAGAGCAUUUGGAGGAGGUGAUGAAGAAGCUGACACCUGAGCUGUUUGAUAGUCAGCCUGAUCUUCUACACCAACUGGAUACUCUAAUGAAUCCCAACACCCUUAUGUCUCAUGGUGUUCCUGUUGUUCGCACAAAUCAGUGUGCAGGAGAAUUUGUCAUUACUUUUCCUUGGAUUUACCAUAACGGCUUUAACCAAGGCUACAUUGCUGAGGCUGUCAACUUUUGCACUGCCGACUGGCUACCUGCUGGAUGUCAGUGUAUUGAACACUACUGCCAGCUCUGGCGCUACUGUGUCUUCUCCCAUGAAAUCUGCAAGAUGGCCACCUUUCCAGAGAAGUUGGACCUGAAUCUGGCUGUGGCUGUCCACAAGGAGAUGUUCCUAAUGAUACAGGAGGAGCGAUGUUUACAAAAGGCCCUGGUGGAGAAGGGUAUCACGGAGGCUGAACAAGAGGUUUUCAAGCUGCUUUCAGAUGAUGAACGCCAGUGCAUCAAGUUAAAGACAACAUGCUUCCUAUCAGCUUUGGCCUGCUAUGACUGCCCAGAGGGCCUUAUCUGCCUUUCCCACAUCAGUGACCUGUGCAGUUGCUCAAGUAGCCAGCAGUACCUGCGAUGUCAGUACACCUUGGAUGAGCUACCCGCCAUGCUGCAUAAGCUGAAGAUUUGUGCCAAGUCCUUUGACUCCUGGGCCAAUAAUAAAGUGCAAGUGGCACUGAAGGUAGAGAAGGGCCAGAAAUGCAGCUUUGAAGAGCUAAGGUCACUGGAAUCGGCAGCUCGUGAGAAACAAUUUUCUAAUAGUGAGCUGCUUCAUCACCUGAAGAACUGCCCGAAUAAAGCAGAAACUUGUGACUCCCAAGUCCUGGGAUUGGUCAGUGGUCAAGAGGCUAGCACCUGUACAAUAGCUUGCUUACACAAUGAGGUUGUGGCUAAGCCUUACAGUUAG
Molecule: messenger RNA, 1614 nt
Organism: Molossus molossus (Pallas's mastiff bat)
Lineage: Eukaryota; Metazoa; Chordata; Mammalia; Chiroptera; Molossidae
Product: lysine-specific demethylase 5D-like
Biological process (GO): chromatin remodeling
Cellular component (GO): nucleus
Molecular function (GO): histone demethylase activity
Source: RefSeq, a predicted model, not a curated record